AUGGAGAGGAGGGGUAACUUCCUCCGCCCCCCGGCCCCCGACGACGCCGCGGCCGCCGGCAGGAGCAACACGUUCCCCGCCGCCGGGGACACGGGCCACACCAACCUCACCUCCUCCUCGGGCUCCUCCUCCUCCUCCACCGUCACGGGCGACCCUCUCGACUUCCUGGGCCAGAUCCAUGCGGCCUGCAAGCGCCAGAGGCCUCUCGGUACAACACAGCGUGCAACUCGUAUCCUGUUGCCUCGAGGUGAGGGGCCGGCGAAAGCUGGUACCAGCCCUUCUGUUAGAGAGAGUUCUGGAGGAAUGGCUAUGCAGAAGCAGAGAGGCGUGCUGGCGGCCUCCAGGUUGCAAAAGGUGUCACCUGAUCAAAAGGAUGUUAACGCUGGUGCAGGAGUACUGGCAUCAAAUCAAAACGACAUGUUGACUACACCUUCCAUGUUGAGUACUAUCACAGAUGGCCAUAAUCAGAUUGCUGGUCAAAACGACCAGCAGAAGAAUGAAAUGGAUGUGUUUGUGGACAGGAAUAAGUCGUCGUUAGAUGUUUCUUCAUCUCGGAUCACAUCUCGAAAUGCAUCAGUGGCCGUCGGUUUCAAGAAAGAUCAGUUUUAUUCAGUUGGCGAUUCACACUUAACUUCUCAGGGUGAGAAUGUAGGAGUAACCACUGACAGUAGAAUGGACAGUAUGUUGUCUUAUCUGCAUUCUGUUUCAUUGUCAGCAGGAGAUAAUUAUCAUGUGGCUCAAGCAGCACAUGAUCAAGGCGGGAAACAUCAGAAGCUUGAGCUAGCUGGUGCACCAGUUGAGAUGGAUGUCAAGUAUGAUGCAGCAAAUUUGCCUCAAAAAGGGACUGAAGAAGCUUGUAAUCAGAAUCAUGGAGAGCCAAUGACCCGUUGCUCUGUCGUUGGUUCUUCUGUUACUGCUGUAUCACUACAUUCAGGGCAAAAUACACGAGUUCCUCAGAGUAGCCGAUAUGCUUCGCCAAUGCAGAUGCCUGAAUGUACAGUGGAAUCAUCUGCAGCUAUACCAGGUAGUGUCCCUCCCAAACAGCAAGAAGCUGCAAUGCCAUCAAGUGUUGGUGAUUGGAAUCCUAAAAACCAUCAGGUUCCUAAUACAACGGACAAAGCUGCCCCUGGCAAUGGAGGUUUGCCAUCCCAAGGCCAAGGGUUAUCUGCUAAUGAACAAUCUACGUCUGCCAAGGAUGGGGGUACUUCGCAAGCAAACAGGGAUCAGAAGGAGCGCCGAAAAAAGGGUUAUGAUCCUGAACAUUUCUUUAAGGUGAACGGGAAACUUUAUCAGAAACUUGGUAAAAUAGGUUCUGGUGGCAGCAGUGAAGUUCACAAAGUUAUAUCAAUGGAACGUGCAAUAUACGCCCUGAAAAAGAUAAAGCUUAAAGGUCGUGACUACCCGACGGCAUAUGGCUUUUGCCAAGAAAUCGGUUACCUAAAUAAGCUGAAAGGAAAGAGUAACAUCAUACAGCUAAUUGAUUACGAGGUCACUGAUAAAAAUUUACUUAAAGAAGGCCCUAUCUCACCUCGGGAUGGAAAAAUUAAGGAUGAUCAAUACAUUUACAUGGUCCUUGAGUUUGGCGAAAUUGAUUUAGCACAUAUGGUUGCUCAGAAGUGGAAGGAGAGGAACAACUCAAAUAUGAAAAUAGAUGAAAAUUGGCUGCGGUUUUAUUGGCAGCAAAUGCUUGAAGCAGUCAAUACAAUACAUGAGGAACGGAUAGUGCAUUCCGAUCUGAAGCCUGCAAAUUUUAUGCUUGUGAAGGGAUCACUGAAGCUAAUAGACUUUGGCAUUGCCAAAGCUAUAAUGAAUGAUACGACAAACAUUCAGCGUGAUUCUCAGGUAGGAACACUUAACUACAUGUCACCCGAAGCAUUGCUAUGUAAUGAGCAAGAUUCAAGUGGUAACGUUUUCAAGUGUGGUCGGCCAACUGAUAUCUGGUCUCUUGGAUGUAUUCUUUAUCAGAUGGUGUAUGGUAAGACACCAUUUGCAGACUACACGACUUUCUGGACCAAAUUCAAAGCUGUUACCGAUAGGAACCACAAGAUCAGUUAUGAACCGGUCGACAACCCAUGGCUUAUUGAUCUCAUGCAAAGGUGCCUGGCCUGGGACCGAGACGAACGGUGGAGAAUACCUCAGUUGCUUCAGCACCCGUUUCUUGUCCCUCUCGUGCCACGGGAUUUGCCUCCCAUCAACCCUGAUCCUGAUCCGUGCAGCAUGCUGAUGGACCAGCUCAGACCACACUGGGACAAUCCCGAGGUUGCCAGACUUUGCUCCGAGCUUCGAGACGUGAUUGCAAAGUGUGAGGAGGAUCAAAGCAGUCAAAGCACUAGAACGUAA
Triticum turgidum subsp. durum (durum wheat) is the source of this 2340-nucleotide messenger RNA. NCBI's taxonomy places the organism in Eukaryota, Viridiplantae, Streptophyta, Magnoliopsida, Poales, Poaceae. The record is from the annotation of a GenBank genome assembly.